This is a messenger RNA of Gossypium arboreum, 525 nucleotides long. RefSeq names its product protein SEED AND ROOT HAIR PROTECTIVE PROTEIN-like. The record is from RefSeq and is a predicted model, not a curated record. Lineage: Eukaryota; Viridiplantae; Streptophyta; Magnoliopsida; Malvales; Malvaceae. The transcript has 2 exons. The coding region runs from base 1 to 525 and encodes 174 amino acids.
AUGGCUCUCACCACUUUCUGCUUCACCAUAUCUUUGAUUCUAUGCUCAUUUAUGGUUGAUUUUGCUUCUGCUUCUGGUGAUUAUGGAUAUGGUUCAAAACCACAACUAUUUCACACACCCAUGUUUCAUGUGAAGGAAAAGCCACUCCCCAUUGGUAUUGAAGGCUUUAUUCUAUGUAAAUCAGGCCCCAAAACAAUCCCAAUUAAAGGAGGUGUUGCUAGGAUAACAUGUCUAGCUGUUGAUGUAAAUGGUUAUCAAACAGCACCUUUCUCCAUCUUAAGCAAACCGACAGAUUCAAAGGGAUAUUACUUUGCAACAUUGUACCCUAACGAGCUCAAUCAUAACAAGCUAAAGCUUGCAGAAUGUAAAGCUUUCCUUGAGAAAUCACCACUGGAGACAUGCAAGGUUGCGACCGAUGUUAACAAAGGAAUAACAGGUGCUCCCCUCUCUUAUCGUCGCCUGCUUGACAACAAGAAGAUGACGUUAUUUUCAGUCUCACCUUUCAUAUUCUCUAAUGGUUAUUGA